GAUGACACUGUUGUAAUGUAGAGUGAGAGAGACACACACAUCAUCGUCGUUUCUGAUCCCCCGCCCCUCUCCGUUCAAUCUCUAUAAACACACACAUUUCUCAUUUCUCCUUCUUAAACGCACCCUUUUAUAACUCCAUCCACAUUACAUUCCUCACUUCUCAGAUCACCAUUCUCGCUGAGAAGGAACAAACAAAAACAAACCCUAGAAUUUCUCUCUUUCUUUUAUUUAUUUGAUUUAUUUCCGAUCUUGUCCCUUCACUGGAGCUGUCGAAACGCGGUCGUUUCGGGGCCAUCGCUGCGGAGUUUGAGAUUGGAAAUGGUGGGAGGAGGGAGUAGGAGGGAGGAGGCGCCGGUCAUAAACAGCUCCAACGUGUUCGCAGCGCUCGGAAGCCUCAAGAAGAAGAAGAAGAAGCCUGAGAAGGAACAGGGUUCAUCCAAGGGGAGAGCCUCCUCGUCCUCUUCCACCGCCGCUUCCUCCACCGCAAAACAGCAGGAGAAAAAGGAGGUUUUCUGGGCCCCGGCGCCACUCACGUCGAAGUCAUGGGCUGACGUUGACGACGAGGAUGAUGACGACUACUACGCCACCACCGCUCCACCUCAAUCCGUUUGGGGCGCCCCUGUUGCUGCUGCUGCUGAAUCCGAGCCCCCUGCUGAGCAGGAAAGCGAUAGUGAGAUAGAAGGCCUUGAUGAUGCUGAAGAUGAUGCUGAGGAUGAACAUGAAAAUGAUUUAGAAGUGCCAGUAGAACCUGAACCUGUUGUUAAGAAGCCUCGUGAACCCUCAUUGUCUACCAAGGAAACUGAAAAGCAACUUUCGAAGAAGGAAUUGAAGAAAAAAGAGCUUGAGGAGCUUGAAGCUGUUUUAGCAGAGCUAGGAUUGCAAAAAGAACCCGGAAGCCAGGCUGACUCCCAUGGUGUUGAGAAGGUAGAGGAUCGCAAUGGUGAGUUAGAAAAGAAGGAGAAUGCCACCGGUGAAAGCAAAAAUGCAAAGAAGAAGAAGAAGAAGGACAAAUCUUCUAAGGAGCAGAAAGAAUCGCAAGACCAGCCUGAUUCUGUGGCUGAUGGAAAGACAACUACUGAAAUUGCUGGAACGGGGAAGGCAGAGGAUGCACCUGUAACCGACGUGAAAGAGCGACUUAAGAAAGUUGCUUCUGUGAAGAAGAAAAAAUCAAGUAAGGAGAUGGAUGCUGGUGCAAGGGCUGCUGCUAGUGAGGCUGCUGCUAGGAGUGCAAGGCUUGCCGCGGCAAAGAAAAAAGAUAAAGCGACUCACUACAAUCAGCAGCCUGUGCGGUAAACAGGUGGCAAGUGGCAAAGUACUUGUAUCUUCUCUUUGUUUAUCCUUUUGUUUUGCCCUUUAUAUUUUCAAUCUUUCUUUUAUCAUAUAUGGGCAUAUGCUCUCUGUUCAUUUGCAAAUGCAAAAUAAACAUCAAUAGCGGCUUUAGAUAAAUUGACUAUGAGCAAAUUUAUAAUUUUAAGUGAGGGAAAAUAGGAGUAUAUGAAUCUUUCUUUCA
This is a messenger RNA of Arachis duranensis, 1510 nucleotides long. RefSeq lists its product as uncharacterized. The transcript is spliced from 3 exons. The record is from RefSeq and is a predicted model, not a curated record. The coding region runs from base 319 to 1293 and encodes 324 amino acids. Lineage: Eukaryota; Viridiplantae; Streptophyta; Magnoliopsida; Fabales; Fabaceae.